AUGGCCAAGUUGGCGAGAGGGGUGGCGGCUCUCUCCCCCUUUUUCCCGUUAUCAUGGUGUAUUGGACGUGGGCGCACCAACCAGAACUGUAUUCAGACGAAGACGGGAUACACGGUAAUACAGGAACUGAACUUGUUACAUCUACGGAGCAGUCAAUCCCGUCUCAUGCAUCAGCAAUUCCCCAAGAACUGGGCGCAUCCAGAGGCAGCUGGAAGCAACGGCCGAAGUCCCCAGCCGCGGUCCCCACAAGUGCCGCACACAGCCUCUUUCUGGAGCAUCAGCCCGGCGACCGAGUUGCCGAGACUUUUGAAGAGGAAAAUCAUGACCGCAUCGCACAGCAUUAGACACGAGUCGGGGGGACUGGGCAUCAGCAGACUGGACAAGUUGGGGUAG
Messenger RNA from Trichoderma citrinoviride, 393 nucleotides. RefSeq lists its product as hypothetical. The record is from RefSeq and is a predicted model, not a curated record. Bases 1 to 393 code for a protein of 130 amino acids. NCBI's taxonomy places the organism in Eukaryota, Fungi, Ascomycota, Sordariomycetes, Hypocreales, Hypocreaceae. The transcript has 3 exons.